AUGAUCAGUCCAUUUUGUGUUCAAGUUCCAAGUGUUUCUAGUACUUCUACUUGUUCAAAUCCUCCUGAUUUAAAGGAUAUACAGUGUACUAAAAAUACCAUCAUUCAUGAUUUAGCCGAUUUGGGUGAUCGACAGAGUGGACCACGACGUCCUCAACUAGCAGCUUAUAAAAAAAUUAAGUUCGGAGAAAAGUUUAGAUCUUUUCGUAGUCAGUGGUAUACAGAAUGUGAAUGGUUGGAGUAUAGUUUCCAACGUAAUGCUGCAUUCUGUUUUGUAUGUUGUGUUUUUGGACCAGAUAAUAGUGAAGAUGCAUGGACUAGGACUGGCUUCAGCAAUUGGCAAAAACUUAUUGUAAAACUUAAAAGUCAUUUAGCUACUAUUAACCAUAAAAAAAAUGAAUCAAGGAUAAUGGCAUUUAAGUGUAGUCAAAAAGCUGGAUCAGUUGUUACUCAAUUAUCUAGUUUUCACAAAGAAGAAGUUGCAAAAAAUUGUAUGUAUAUGUCAAGUUUAAUUGAAAUAAUUUUAUACAUUGCAAAACAAGGCAUUGCAUUAGGAGGACAUAAUGAAGGAACUGAUUCAAUAAAUCAAGGUAAGUAG
Messenger RNA from Aphis gossypii (cotton aphid), 597 nucleotides. RefSeq lists its product as uncharacterized. The coding region runs from base 1 to 597 and encodes 198 amino acids. NCBI's taxonomy places the organism in Eukaryota, Metazoa, Arthropoda, Insecta, Hemiptera, Aphididae. The record is from RefSeq and is a predicted model, not a curated record. The transcript is spliced from 4 exons.